This is a messenger RNA of Acanthosepion pharaonis, 609 nucleotides long. The record is from the annotation of a GenBank genome assembly. NCBI's taxonomy places the organism in Eukaryota, Metazoa, Mollusca, Cephalopoda, Sepiida, Sepiidae.
AUGCUUUCUUUUUCUUUCCAUUGCUUCUGCUGUUUGUCUUUCUUUCUUUCUUUCUUUCUGUCGGUUGCUUUCUUUCCUUUGAUUACAAGGCCAUUUUUUUUUUCCAUUGUCUCUGCUGUAUUUCUUUCUUUCAGUCAUUUUUCUUUCUUUCUUUUGCUUUCUUGUUUGCUUUCUUUUGAUUACAAGGCCUUUUCCUCUCUCAUUCUUUUCUUUCCAUUGCCGCUGCUGUCUUUUUUCUUUCUUUCUUUCUUUCUUUCUUUCUUUCUUUUCUUUCUUUCUUUCUUUCUUUCCUUCUUUCUUUUUUUCUUUCUUUUUUUUUCUUUCCUUUUGAUUACAAGGCCUUUUUCACUUCCCCUUCUUUUUUCAGUGUUUUGUCUUUGCCCCUUCCUUCGCCUCUCCUUCCUUUCUUUCUUUCUUUCUUUCUUUCUUUCUUUUUUCUUUCUUUUCCUUUUGAUUACAAGGCCUUCUUCACUUCCCCUUCUUUUUUUCAGUGUUUUGUCUCUGCCGUCUUUUUUAUUUCUCUUUUUUUUCUUGAUUAUGAGCCUUCUUUCGCCUCUCCUUUCUUUCUUUCUUUCUUUUGUUAUUUUAUCGCGUAAUAUUUUCUUCUGA